Messenger RNA from Ostertagia ostertagi, 297 nucleotides. The record is from the annotation of a GenBank genome assembly. NCBI's taxonomy places the organism in Eukaryota, Metazoa, Nematoda, Chromadorea, Rhabditida, Trichostrongylidae.
AUGUUGUCAACCGAUGUGAUGUCUCGCGGCAUUGACAUCCAAGACAUUGACUGGGUCAUACAAUUCGAGGUGCCCAAGCUAUCCAGUUGGUUCGUUCACCGAUCUGGACGAACGGCUCGUUGUGGACGAGAAGGAAACGCCUUGCUUGUUCUCUCUCCACAGCAAACCGCCUACGUUGGCUACCUGGCGACACAUGAAAAGGUUGAAUUGAAGCAGAUCUCAGUGCCAAGCAGUAAUGCUCAGAAAGCUAUACAACUGAGAGAGAAAAUUGCCAAGAUUGUAUGCUCUGGAUCGUGA